Molecule: messenger RNA, 1263 nt
Organism: Dacryopinax primogenitus
Lineage: Eukaryota; Fungi; Basidiomycota; Dacrymycetes; Dacrymycetales; Dacrymycetaceae
Exons: 3
Coding region: 1-1263 (420 amino acids)
Source: RefSeq, a predicted model, not a curated record
AUGUCUAUCCUCGUCCCUCUCCUCAUUCCACCACUCGCAAACUUAACUGCAGGUCUAGCCGUCGGACUAGCCAAUGCCAGCCAAGCCGACAAGUCCUCCUUCUCACUCACCAUCGGCUCACAUGUAUACAGCAACGCCGAGCCCUUCUCCUUCCCCUACCUCCCAUACGAACUAAGGGAGGAAAUCAUCCUCCUCGCCUUGGAUGCUUCUCGUUCUCUCCUCCCCCCUCCGUUGCCUCCAGGGCACCCGUUCAACGACCCCGAAUCACCUUUCUACCAACAUCCGAUGAACCCCAACCACCCGCUUUAUACGAACCCCGCAACAGGGGAGAGGAACAUAAACGGCCUCCCGACGUCAACAUGGCGCUGGCUCCUGGUAAGCAGGGAAUGGUGGGCUAUCCUCCGCCCACACCUCUGGGCACACACCCGACUCCAAGGGCGCUGGGCCUACGGGGGGUUCACCAAGCUUCUCGAGAGGCCGGAUAGCAAGGCCGUGCCGGGAUUCGUGAGAGAGUUGAGGCUGGAAGAAGGGUUUACGGAUCAGGCGCAGCUCUAUCAGGCGUUACGGGCCUGCCAGAAGCUGGAUACGGUGAUAUAUGCGCCUGAGCCGAAGAUAAACUUCGCUUUCCCGUUCGGGAUCCAUUUGAUACCAGACAACCCUGGUCCUUCGUCGUUGACUAUCACCCUCCCCCUGGAGCUGAUCACCAACCCCCACACUCGGACACACCUCCUGCACCUCCCCCGGCUAACAACACUCACACUCACCUUCUCCCGCUUCACACUCGACAUGGCGCAGUUCCUCGCUUCCCUCGUCCACCUGAAAGAGUUGUCUAUCCGUAUGCCCCGCCUUCUAGGCGCGGAGCUCCUCAACCCGCUGAUCGCGGCCAACACGCAUGCAGACAACCCAGGCCAGACAUUAUCCAAGUUUGAGCUACAUGUGCUGAGCCGCAUGCCUGAGGGGAUCCUGGAUCCUCUCAGGUCCGAACUGGGGUACUCGACACUGGGAGCGGUGACGACGGUAUAUAAUGGCGUGGGGGAGUACAGGGAGGUCGUGUAUGCUCCUACGAGGGAGGCGGUGCUUGCGCUUGCCCAGGCUGGGGAGGAGGAGAGGGAACGAGAAGGGGAGGAGGGGCAGGCGGGUGCUCCUGCAGAGGGAGAGGGAGGGGGAGAGGGGGAAGGGAGAGGCAGGCAGUGGGAGCGGACGACAAACUUGAGACUGUUUGGGGGAUUGAUUGGCCUGAGGAUGGAGGCGAAGAAGAAAUGA